AUGUUCGAGGAUAUACAACUAAUUUAUAUGAAUGUGCGCAUUCUGCGCUUCUGGGCGCUACUCUAUGAUAAAAAUGUAAAGCGUUACAUUUGCCUCUCGCUCAGCUGCUUCCAUGUGGCCACCCAGCUGCAGUACAUCUUCACCACCAACGAGGGCAUCAGUGGCAUCAUACGCAACUCCUACAUGCUGGUCCUUUGGAUAAACACAGUGGUGCGUGCCUGUCUCUUGCUCUACGAUCACGAUAGCUAUCUGCAGCUGAUUGAUAACCUAAGAAGCACAUACUACGAGCUGCAACGUCAAAGGGAUGUGUAUAUAAAUGGUUUGCUUAAUCAAGUCAAUCGCCAGGGCAAGCUCAUGGCACGUGGAAAUCUUUUCUUUGGCCUCUUGACCUGCAUUGGCUUUGGUUUGUAUCCGCUGAGCGCCGUCGAGCGAGUUUUGCCCUUUGGCAGCAAAAUUCCCGGAGUGAAUGAAUAUGCGUCGCCCUGGUAUGAGAUCUGGUUUGUGUUUCACAUGCUCAUCACGCCCAUGGGCUGCUGCAUGUACAUACCGUAUACGAGUCUGUGUGUGGCCUUUAUUAUGUUUGGCAUUGUCAUGUGCAAGGCGCUGCAGCAUCGACUGCGCGGUCUGAAGCGCCACUGGAACAAGCAGCAAUUGGCCAAAGAGAUAGUCGAAUGCUUUAUCUAUCAUCAGCGCAUAAUAGACUAUAUAAAUACCAUAAAUAAGCUGACUACAUAUAUAUUCCUGUUGGAGUUUUUGGCCUUUGGCGCGCUGCUGUGCGCGCUGCUCUUCAUGCUGAUGAUAGUGGACUCAACAGCGCAGAUUGCCAUUGUGAGUGCGUAUAUCAACAUGAUAUUGGCGCAGAUAUUGGCGCUCUACUGGUACGCCAAUGAGCUAAGGGAACAGAAUUUGAACAUUGCCAUAGCUGCCUAUGAGACCGAAUGGUUUACAUUUGAUUUUAGGCUGCGUAGAAAUAUUUCGCUAAUGAUUAUGCGUGCGCAGCGACCCGCAGCGAUUCGCUUGGGCAACAUUAAGCCCAUCACAUUGGAGCUGUUUAAGCAAUUGCUGAACACCACUUAUACGUUUUUUACAGUGCUUAAGCGCAUUUAUGGCUGA
Molecule: messenger RNA, 1113 nt
Organism: Drosophila busckii
Lineage: Eukaryota; Metazoa; Arthropoda; Insecta; Diptera; Drosophilidae
Gene: Or49b
Product: odorant receptor 49b
Exons: 6
Coding region: 1-1113 (370 amino acids)
Biological process (GO): sensory perception of smell; detection of chemical stimulus involved in sensory perception of smell
Cellular component (GO): plasma membrane
Molecular function (GO): olfactory receptor activity; odorant binding
Source: RefSeq, a predicted model, not a curated record